UUCUCUUCUUAAUUAUAAUUUCAGCACGAAACAGACGGGUUUGUGUUUUAUUUUAAAUUACUCAUCACUCACGUGUCUAUCUGGUCAGAUUAUUUUAAAUUAAAUGAAAAUCCGAUCCGAACCGAGACCCGGGAAGCGGCAGAACUCUGAGAAGCCUGGUUCUAAAGCGGCCGAGCCGGGACCCCGACAGCGUUGGGAUCGCCUGGUGCGUCGGUCGGCUCCGGUUCUGAGAUGCUGGCCCGGAAAGGCUUGCUCCCGGACGGGUUCCUGUUGACCCGGCUGGCGGAGGAGAGCUGUGGUCAGUCCCGGUACCGGCACCGGACCCAGCGAGCUCGCUUCAUCAACAAGAGUGGCUCCUGCAACGUGGCGCACAAGAACAUCAGAGAGCAGGCGAGAGAGGUCUCGCUCUCAUUCUUGGUUGAUCUGAAAUGGCAGCACUGUCUCUUCAUCUUCACCUCCUCUUUCCUCUGCUCCUGGACUCUCUUUGCCAUGGCCUGGUGGCUCAUCGCGUUUGGACACGGGGACCUGGAGCCUGGGACCGCGGACCCGGGUUCCGCCCUCACCCCCUGCGUCACCUCCCUCCACUCCUUCACCUCCGCCUUCCUCUUCUCCAUUGAGGUGCAGGUGACUGAAUCCAUUGGGCAGCGCAUGGUGACGGAGGAGUGCCCGCUGGCACUGCUGGUUCUGAUUAUUCAGAACAUCGCGGGUCUGCUGAUCAACGCGGUGAUGCUGGGCUGCAUCUUCAUGAAGACAGCGCAGGCCAACAGGCGGGCCGAGACGCUGAUCUUCACCCGCUGUGCCGUGGUGGCGCCGCGAGGGGGACGCCUCGCCCUCAUGUUCCGAGUCGGGGAUCUGAGAAAGAGCAUGAUUAUCUCCGCUCACCGAUAUCCUCUCCCUCACCCUGAGCCUCUCCCAGCCCGAGCCUCUCCCAGCCCGAGCCCCUCCCUCACCCCGAGCCUCUCCCUCCAGGUGAUCCGGAAGACGGUGACGGCGGAGGGCGAGGUGAUCCCGGUGUGCCAGCUGGAUAUCCAGGUGGAGAAUCCGAUCCGGACGAACUCCAUCUUCCUCGUGUCUCCGCUGGUGAUCAGCCACACGCUGGACCGCAGCAGCCCCCUGUACGAACUGUCCGCCCAGAGACUGGCCAGCGGUCAGGAGGACCUGGAGAUUGUCGUCAUCCUCGAGGGAGUUGUAGAGACCACAGGGAUCACCACGCAGGCCCGCACCUCUUACCUCCCUCAUGAGAUCCUGUGGGGGCGUCGUUUCGUUCCCAUCGUCAGCGAGGAGGACAGCCGAUACACUGUGGAUUACUCUAAAUUCGGGAACACCGUCAAAGUGAAAACUCUCUCCUCUCUCUCUGAGCUC
Polyodon spathula (Mississippi paddlefish) is the source of this 1362-nucleotide messenger RNA. RefSeq names its product ATP-sensitive inward rectifier potassium channel 11-like. Gene Ontology annotation, cellular component: plasma membrane. Lineage: Eukaryota; Metazoa; Chordata; Actinopteri; Acipenseriformes; Polyodontidae. The annotation marks the transcript as partial. Gene Ontology annotation, biological process: potassium ion import across plasma membrane; regulation of monoatomic ion transmembrane transport. The transcript is spliced from 6 exons. The record is from RefSeq and is a predicted model, not a curated record. Gene Ontology annotation, molecular function: inward rectifier potassium channel activity.